Molecule: messenger RNA, 699 nt
Organism: Sorghum bicolor (sorghum)
Lineage: Eukaryota; Viridiplantae; Streptophyta; Magnoliopsida; Poales; Poaceae
Exons: 1
Coding region: 158-661 (167 amino acids)
Source: RefSeq, a predicted model, not a curated record
UACCGCCGUGUGCACCGCCACUUUCCAUUCCAAAGUGCCUGCCACCUCGCUCCAAAGAGCACAGCUACGUGCGUACGUCCGACGUGCAAGACAGCAAGAGAAACAAAGACCCGUACGUUUGAUUCAUCCCUCGAUCCAGGCCAGCAGCUAGACGACCAUGGCGGUGGCGGCGGCAACAACGGCGACGACGACGACGGCGAGCAGGGGCCCGACGCGCGCGCUGACCAUCCUAGGGCGGUGCGUGCGCGCGCCGUUCCGCGUGCUGGUCCGCGCGCGGGACCUGUACGUGAGCCGACUGGCGGCGUGCGCGGGCGGAGGGGGCCGGGGAGGCCUGGGCCCGGUGGGGCUGGUGGCGAUGCCGCGGAGCCAGAGCCACGGGUUCUACCGCUCGGCGGCGGGCGGCGGCACCGAGGAGGACGUGCGGGAGCUCAUCAGGAUGGCCACCCGCGCCGGCCCACCCAAGGCUCCGCGGAGCCAGAGCGUGGCCAUCGGACGGAUCGACGAGGACAGCCCGUGCGAGUUCGUGCUGGACGAGGCCGAGAGGGCGCAGGCGCUGAUGGGGCCCCGGAGCAAGAGCUGCGCAGUGGGGCCGUCGGCCAGGACCGCGGCUCGCACUCGCACUCGCAGGGCUGCUGGCGUCGCCGUCCCGGCGGCGGCUUGAGCUCAAGUUCAGCGCCGGCCGGCGUUGCGUUGCACUGU